Molecule: messenger RNA, 765 nt
Organism: Lycium barbarum (goji berry)
Lineage: Eukaryota; Viridiplantae; Streptophyta; Magnoliopsida; Solanales; Solanaceae
Product: oleosin G-like
Exons: 1
Coding region: 76-552 (158 amino acids)
Biological process (GO): lipid storage
Cellular component (GO): monolayer-surrounded lipid storage body; membrane
Source: RefSeq, a predicted model, not a curated record
CCCAUCUUUUUCCUCCAAAUUAAACCACCUCUCCACCAUUCUCCAAACAAAUCCACUCAACUCUCCUCUGUUGCAAUGGCUGCUCGGCCACCCAACUUCUUCAAUGGUACUCAAAAUAGACCACCACUAAGACCUAUUCACACAAGCUACGUCCCCUCAUUCCUACGCAAGCUGCUACAACCUCAUGUCCCUAAUUCCACUCAACUCAUGGGGUUCUUAACCCUUGUUAUCUCUGGAGGAAUCUUGCUUCUCCUCACUGGCCUCACUCUCACGGCUAUAAUACUUGGCUUAAUUUUUUUGACCCCUUUGAUCAUCAUAUCUAGUCCUCUAUGGGUCCCUAUUGGUAUCCUUCUCUUCAUUGGCAUUGCUGGAUUUUUAUCCGUGUGUGGAUUCGGCGCGUCGGCAUUUGCUGCUAUAAAUUGGGUGCAGAGGUACUUCAGGAGAAGCAGGAAUAUGGUAGAUGAUGAUACUGAUAGCCAUGUGAAAGAUUACGCUAGAGAAUAUGGUGGUUACCUUCAUGGUAAAAUGAAGGAUACAGCUCCUGGUGCUUAAUUGAUACCUUAGUUUUUUUUGCUAAGGUAAAAUGCGUAAAGGAUUACGUAAUCGAACCCUCACCUCUAUAAGGAAAAAAAUUCAAACCUGUGUUAAACUGUCGCAUUCACUUUUUUUUCUUUUUUGUGCUUUUCACAUGCACCUGUUUGUUUAAUUGGAGUGUAACAUUGCCCUUUUUUUGUCGAUCAAAUAUAUUUGUAACGUUCUUGUUUU